AUGGCGGAUAAUGUGUCGACGCACAUUAGUGUCACCGAGAGAGAAAACAGUGCUCCAGAGGAAGACAAUGUCACUGGUAACAACGGUCCGCCCGCGAACAACGAUAGCUCUGAGAAUGAUGAUAACUCGGUGCACACGGACAGCGUUGCAGAGACGGGCGACGACUCAGCAAAAUAUGACGCCUCAAAGAAAGAGGAGUCACGAAACCUGUUGCAAGAUCUCAUCGAAGCGAUUGAGGAUAAAAACACGCAGAUCGCGGAGAAUCUGCUCAAAGAUCACAGCGAUCUUGCAAAGAGCACAUUCACCUAUGAUGCAAGCAGAGGGGACGACGAUGCAGAGGAGCGGACAACGCCGCUCUUGCUGGCCAUCGAGCUGGGUAGAGGCGGCCUCGUUCGGCUUCUGGUCAAUCGACGUGCAGAAGUCAACCUCACGGUCGGAAAUGCCGCUUCUUACAGAGGAGAACCCGAACCGCUGAACGCACUGCAAUCGGCAAUUCUGUGCAACAGUCGCAUGGACCUAGAGUGGGCCCUCGCGCACAGCGUCGACAUUAUCAACACCAAUACAAGUUUCACAAGCGAGGAUGUGACGGGUCUUGCAAUGGGGAAGAUAACCCCCUUGAUGCUGGCCGUCGGCUUGAAGCGAUCUGAUACCACCAAGCUUCUGGAGGCGAAUAGCGCCGAUAGAGAAGCCACAGCAGUCAUUGAUGAGCUUACUGCAUCUCUGGCUGCUGGCUAUACUGGUUCGCUUAGAGCUAUCCAACAUUUCAGGAAUAAACAAGCAACCGGGUCUUCCUUGGUGAACAGCAACCAUACCGUGGCGCCGCUUCUUGCCGCAGCUGCGACAGGGAAUGAGAAGGUCUUCGAGAUUCUAUCAAAGCACCAGGCUGACUUGACCGCUCGUGACGACUAUGGAAAUACCGCGCUGUAUCUGGCUUCGAAGGGUGGAAACACAACCAAUUCUACUAGCAUUCCGAAGAAAGGGUACCUUGCAAUCAUUCAAGGACUUGUGAAGAACUUCCUUCGCUCGUGA
This is a messenger RNA of Aspergillus japonicus CBS 114.51, 1029 nucleotides long. Its product is annotated as ankyrin. The record is from RefSeq and is a predicted model, not a curated record. Bases 1 to 1029 code for a protein of 342 amino acids. Gene Ontology annotation, molecular function: protein binding. The transcript has 3 exons. Lineage: Eukaryota; Fungi; Ascomycota; Eurotiomycetes; Eurotiales; Aspergillaceae.